UAACAAAAUUUUUAAAUAAAGACCUUUCUGUCCCUAAUUUUAAAAAUAAAAUUUUGUGUGUUUCACACCUAUAGGUUUCCAUUUUUUUUUUAUUUUUUAGUGGUUACAAUAAGCGAACUUAAACUUACGAUAGAAAAUAAAAAAGUAAAAAUUUUGUAAACAGUUAGGAUAAAUAGGCUCUAAAAUAAGAAAGCAGUUUUUUUUUAAGGAAAAUUAGAAUUUGGGAUGUAAAUGUAGGCAUUUGUAUAUAUGUAAAUAUUUAUAUAACUGUGAUAUUUUUAUAUAUUUUUUAUAUGAAUUGUUAUUGUUUUGUUUUAAUCGUUUUGUUUUUUUUUUCGUUAUACAUUAAUGAAUUGUUAUCGUUUUGUUGAUUUUUGUAAAUAAAUUUAUUAAUGGGUGAUAUAGGCCUAAAGGGGAACCGAGCACCCAAAACUAACUUCGGUAACGCGCCGUUUUGCAUACCUCCUGGGUGGUGUGGAAAGUGCAAUUGGGCAUUUUAAUUUAAAUGCCCAAAAAUUUUUAUUUUGUUCGAUCUGGCCACAAUGGAAAAUGUUAUAAAAAACGCUUAUUUUGAGGCGCUCUCACACUGGAAUAAGUUGGGCAUCCCAUUAUUCCUGCAAUGUGUUUUCAAAAUGUUUUCAAUGUCGGUCCGAACAUAGUAUUAGUUCCUUAAAUUAUCGAUGUCAUGUUCCGAUGGCAUUACGGGGCAUCUCGACAGGAUAGAAUAUAUAGAAUACUAGCUGCAUUCCCGUGCCCAUUGCCCGUGGAGACUCCACAUUGCUCAUUGCUUACUAGAUAUAGAAUACCAUCUAGUCUGCCAUGUAUCGUAAGCUAGAAGCUGUCACUUCAGCAGUUUGACAGCGCAGUUUUUAUUUCUAUGAAAAUUUUGAAGAUGCAACAUAUCCCAUUUGCACAUAUGCCGACGGCAUUUUCAAUUUGGCAAUAUGAAAUUUAGAAGAGCGAGUAUUAAGACGGUUGUGUUAUAUUAUAAAAAGGAAGUACAUGUUCAAAAUAACAUUUUUUCAAAAAAUUAAUAUUUAGUUUAAUAUUGUUAAUUUACAGAAAAAUUAUGCAAAUUGGGUUGGGAAUGAGCGAAGUCUUAAAUUUAAUAAACUUAUACAAGCAUAAAUCAAAAUAUUAUUGCGCAUUUUAAAUUUAUUAUUUCAAUUGGUAUAUAAAUUUUAUGCCACAAUUAUUAUAUAGUAGUCCAAAAAUAUGAAUUCUUAUUUUUCCCAGAAGUACAUUUGUAAAAAAAAAGGAUCUUUCUCAUUUUCUUAUUUUCCCCAGAAAUACAUUUGUAAAAAAAAAGGAUCUUUAUCCUUUGUUAUUGUUUUCUUUUUCCCAGAAAUACAUUUGUAAACAAAAGGAUCUUAAUCCUUUUUUUUAUUUUCCACAUGAAAGAUUUAAGCUACGUACCUCUCAUUUACGUAUAUAUACCGACGAAAGUUUUAUUUCCGACGGCAUUUCGCAAAUGAUAAAAUAAAUUUUUAAAGAGCUCAAAGCAUGCGCUACAUCAGCUCGAACCUACCUACCCUACGCCUUUGCGCUAAUGAUUCUAUCAUGAUAGCAAAUGCCCACAUACAGAUUUGGCAAUGGUAAUAGCAAUUCGUUUGACAGCUAGUAUUCUAUAAAUUCUAUCCUGUCGAGAUGCCCCGCUAGGUAAGAUACAUAGUAUACCGUAUUAGUGAUGAGCGAUAUUUUUAAAUCACUGAUUUAAUAUUGCGAUCGCAACUAAAACAACUUAAAUAUGAAAACAUUUGAACCACGGUAGAGGAGGAGUAGAGAAAGUAUCAGCUGAUGUUAUGUAAACAAAGUCACAGCUGAGAGGUGCCACUGUAGAAACGCCAAGUGUAGUCCGGGGUUGAGUUUCUAUUUGAAUCCAAGAUGGCCGACUUUCAACCGGAAAAUGGUUGCAUUGUGUUAUUUUCUUAAAAUUUAUGGAAAAGUUGUCCCAAAAAUAUUGGUUAUAUGUAAAAGUUUAAUAUAUUUUCAAAAGAAAAUCGUUUUAUUUUAAUAUAUAUUCUUAAAGAUGAGAACAAUAUGAGCAAAUACAUGAAAAAUUAAGUUUUUUAUUUAUGCCUCUUUUUAACUGUGAUCGGCUGCGAUUUUAUUCCAAUAAAAGUACGAAAUAACCAAACAUGGCCACGUUAAUAUUGCUGCGUAAUGGGUCUGGUGCUGUUACAAUUUUAUGAUUUAAGAGAUGAAAAAGCGAUACGCGAUGCUGUGAAGUACUCAAAUGUAGUUAUCAAAUUAGUUGGUCGUGAAUUCGAGACAAAAUUUUAAAUUCAAUGGCGUUCUCGUGUAAGAUGCUCAUCGCAUUGCUAGAAUCAGCAAAGGAGCUGGUGUAGAACGCUAGUCCCAAACCAAUGAGCUUUGUGCUUGAGGGUGGAAGCAACUUUUUGAAGAGCAAAUACUACGGUGAGCACAUUCGGAUGUUGCAUAACCUAUUGUAAAUUGCGCUUAGAAUCCCGGUAUCCCUGACCAGCAGGGUUUAUCAGGCUGUUGGACCAAAGCGUUACCAGUUGAGCGAAUUAAUUGACUGGUUUCAUCGUGUUAUGCGUAAAGAUGAAAAAUGGUGGGGAUACCGUCAUUAAGACAUGUGUUGUGAUCCUACCUUCUUAUUGAAAGCCAAGUUCACGAAUAUAUUACCGAUGUCGUUCCCUCCAACAUACCGUGGUUGUAGAAUUUUGGUGUACAAUCCAUGGAAGAGCAAGUACCAUGAGAAUUAUGACCAUAUCGUGCUGCGCAAUAUCAUGAUGCCGAAUUGGGGAGUGGGGUGAACCAGCUCCACCAAAACCGAUAGAACAUCGGGAUGAACUACGCAAAUAAUAAACAACAUUCAUCAAAUGAAAGUUGGCAGCGUUGGUGACUAAGCAGCGAUUUGAAAAAGAAACAUUUGCAUCUACGCGAAUUACAAUUCGUCUUUACAUCUAGUGAAUUAUGGUCGAUUAUGAAUGGUGUGGAAGUUGAUAUUUAAACUUUAAAAAACAAAUAAAUGUAAUUUGGCUUAUAUUGAUAUUUAAACUUUAAAAAACAAAUAAAUGUAAUUUGGCUAAUAAUGAGCCGCUAUUAAAAGUUAAGGAAUUUGAGUUGUAUUUUUAAUUGGGCCAAACAAGUUAUUAUCGAUUUGAAUAACUUCAAACGGAAUAUAUUUCGAACAAUCAUUUAUUUUUUUAAAUACUAUGCCUAUAUACUACUGAGCAUGGCAAAAUAGUGUUGCGUGAGCUAAUUUAAACUACUUUUUACUACUAUAUAGAUAUUGCAAAUUCAAAAAAUAAUUUCUUUAAGAAUCCUUUUUAUUUAAAAACUUAGCUUCGAACUAAAAAAUAGUGUGGUAAAUCUGUUAGGAUAAUCAAACACUCCAUUUGGGAAUGAGUAGGAUUCCUGAUCGCCGGCGUAUAGCUAAAUUCUGACAUUUAAAACGUGUACGUAGUUUGUGAUUACAAAAAUUUAUAAUUAAAAUAUAGAAAACAUGGCUAUUAUAAUUAUCUCUUGAUUUAUCUUACAAUAAAAAAAUGUGUUUUACUGUUCAGACGAAUUGUUAUGGUAUGUAAUAUCAAAUUUUUCACAAUAGUUAUCUCUUAUGGUCCACUCAUUAUCAAAUAUAAUUUCCAUUUUGUCCAUGAAUAAGUUAACUAAAAUGCUUAAAAAUAUGUAGCAUAUUUAUCUAUAUCAUGAAGGUAUAAUUAAUUUUUGUUAUGACAGCUAAAAUCUUUACUCUAUAACAAAAAUUUAAAAUAGUAUUUAUAAAUGUACAAAUAUAGUACUAUAAAUUUAUAAUUUAAUAUUAUAGCAUUUUCGCUUUCUGCAACCCGUUUUAACCUCUCGCCACCCUUAUUCACCAGAGGUGGCCAUGAUGUUGUUAUUGUAAAAGUACACUUGAGGGGUAGCUUAAGGACUGUGAAUGGCUCUUUUUCUAUGGUGAAUGGGACUUUCCCUACUCCUCUAUACCAUGCUCAUAAGCACACUAACAGUUCGUGCAUACUUAUGUACAUAGCGCAUUGAUCUCCUCAGAGAGUUCUCAAUUACACAAAACCUUCAUAAGCACAUACAUACUUACAAACACACAAGUCAAAGUAUUAGGGUGUACCUAAAUACUAACAUAAGGACGUAAAAGGUGGUAAUAAAGUAAAAGUGCGGAUAUUUUCAAACUUAAAGCUAAAAUAAAAUAAAUAAAUAAUAUUAUUUCGCAAAAAUGGUUAACAACGACACUAAUCAAAAUACACCUGCAGAAGCUAAACGCUCAAAACAGGUUGUUAAAUAUAUUUCACAAAGUGACAGUUUAUUACGAUACUGCACUAGAUUUGCCGCUUCACCGAUUCACGAAAACUCGGGAUCGUUAUUAGAAAUAAAAAGCCAAAAUCUUAAAAAUUUUUGGACUCGCCUCCAAGCGGCUCAUGACGCCAUACUAGAAUCUGACGAUUCAGACUUGCCUCAUAAUUUUAAAUCAUCGGCUUACGAUAUUUAUGAACACUGCUUAGACCAGUACGAAGAAACAAAAGCUAUGAUCUCCGAUCAAUUAAAGCUAAUAAAAGCAAUUGCACCUACUCCACAUCCGAGAGUAGAGCUGCCACAAAUGCAACAAUAUCAAGAGGCAAGUUCAGGCAUCCAACUCGAGUUGCCCGCUUUUACGGAGGUUAUGAAGAAUGGCCGUCCUUCCGGGACAUAUUCACGGCCGUAUACAUAAACCAUCCUCAAUUAUCACAAGCGCAAAAAUUGUAUCACCUCCGAUACAAAACUAAAGGUCAAGCAGGCAUAAUAGUAAAACAGUUCGCUCUUAAGGACGAUAAUUUCAAUUUGGCUUGGGAAGCUCUAAAAGCUAGAUACGAAAAUGAAAGAAUACUGGUCGAUAAACAAGUAACGACACUAUUAAACUUGCCUAAAAUCAAGAAAGAAACAAGUGAAGAAUUUGUAACACUACAAUCCACUGUUUCUAAUUGUUUGUCGGUUCUAUCGACACUAAAUAUUCCCACAGACAGCUGGGACCCAAUUCUGGUAAACAUUUGCACCGCUGCAUUACCAGAAAAGUCGUUACUUCUAUGGGAGCAAUCGCUCUCAUCACGAAAAAAGUGCCCAACGUGGCAACAAAUGAAAGAUUUUCUCACCACCCAAUAUGAAAUUGCGGAAAGGUUAGAAGAAAAAAUAAUCAAGAAAAAGAACAUUAAACACGACCAAAAUAAAAGCUUAAAUAGACCCCAAGCUAGAAGCAAAAACAAAUCAAACAUAAUUUUUAACAAAACACAAACGUUCACAUCCGAACAGGGAAAACAUACGUCAUGCGAACUAUGUAAAAGAGGGCAUAAACUUAAAACUUGCGAGAAAUUUAAAAAACUAAACAUUAACGAAAGAAACAAUUUCGUAAGAACAAAAAAACUUUGUACCAAUUGUUUGUCUCAUGCGCAUGCGCUCAAAGAUUGCGAAAGCAAAUUUAAUUGCGUUUAUUGCCAUAAACGACAUAACUCAAUGCUUCACAUUACAAAUUUUUCCAGCUUAGCUCAAAAUAACGCUAAUGUUAAAAGAGCUGCAGGAUUAGUUACAACAGCUAAUCCCGACUUACAAAAUUCGGAAAAUUGCCAAGAAGCACCAUGCUGCUCAAAGGCUUUAAAAACUCAGACGCUACACAGCGAAAACCAAAGUAGUGUAUUAUUACCCACAGCAGUGGUCUCCAUCGAGCACCGAGGGGAACUGUUUAAACUUAGGGCCUUAAUAGACCAAGGAUCUCAACGAUCUUUUAUAGCGUCAAGGGCACAAAGUAGGCUACAACUGCCAACAAAACUAGCUAAUUUUGAAAUUACGGGAAUGGGCGGAAGAGUAGUACAAAACUCAAACAAAAUCUGCCCCAUUACCCUUAUUUCCCCCCAAGCGGAUAAGCGCAUACAAGCAGAAGCUAUUGUCUUACCGCAACUAACAAACAUGCUUCCAAGCUAUCAUAUAAAUAGCAAGCAUUAGCAAAAGGUUUCACACCUUAAGUUAGCAGACCCCAACUGCAACACUCCCGCUCAAAUAGAUAUUCUAUUAGGCAGCGAUCUCAUACCUCAAAUUAUUCUCGAGGGUGUUGAGAAAAUUACAAAAACACUUCUGGCGCAAAAUACCAUUUUCGGAUGGGUCCUAAGCGGACUGGUUGCGGAACCAGUCACAACAAUGACAACUCAAGUUGAGGAAAUCUCAAACGAAUACCUCAAUACACAACUCAGGAAGUUUUGGGAGUUAGAAGAACUCCCCCCCAUAUCAAUCACAACCCCAGAAGAUCGAUAUUGUGAGGAUUUUUACAAAUCCACAACUACUCGAUUAGAUAAUGGCCGGUACGUCGUACGACUACCACUAAAGCCAGAAUUUCCCCACACACUCGCCUUAGGUCAUUCUCGUACCUCUGCUAUCCAACAGUUUUUAAGUAUGGAAAAAAACCUACUUAAAAAAGGCGAGCUAAAACCAGAAUACGAUAGGGUUUUAGAAGAAUACCUCCAUUUAAAUCACAUGGAAAAAGUCAGCCCUGGCGAAAAAAUUAUAAAGAGUAAAUACAAUUCUUUUUACCUGCCACAUCAUGCAGUAAUAAAGCCAGACAAAAAAACCACAAAGGUAAGAGUUGUCUUUAAUGCAUCAAAAUCAUCAAGUUCGGGGAAUUCCCUAAAUGACAUUUUAUUUACGGGACCCGCGCUUCAGCCAGAUUUAAUGCUCCUCAUACUAAAUUGGCGUAUAUACAAAUAUGUUUUCAAUGGGGAUGUUGAGAAAAUGUAUCGACAAAUAGUCGUACAUGAUGAUGAUCAAGAUUUUCAGCGAAUUAUUUUCCGAAAAUCUCCCAAUAGUCCACUACGCGACUUUAAAUUAAAAACAGUUACCUUUGGCGUAAACUGUGCCCCAUACCUCGCCAUUCGUACACUCCACGAACUGGCAGAAGACACAAAGUCAGAAUUUCCUCUGGCAACACAAGUGUUGAAAACACAAACGUAUGUAGACGACAUUCUGUCCGGAAGCCACAAUCUUCCACAGGCAUACGAGUCACUAGCACAAGUGACAAAAGCGCUCAAUACAGCAGGGUUUCCGUUGAAAAAGAUAACGGCGAACCACCCUAAUAUUUUAAAGGACAUACCUAAAGAAAAUCUAUUAGAUACUAAUUUCCUUAAAUUCGAAAAGGAAAGCACAACAAAAACUUUAGGCAUCCAAUGGAAUGCGAUAUCGGACCAGUUCUCAUACACGACAGAGUCCAUAUCCGCAUUAUCAGCCAUCACAAAAAGACAGAUUCUAUCCUCGGUGGCAAAACUUUUCGACCCCGCAGGAUGGCUUUCGCCAAUUAUGAUCCAAGCGAACGUCUUAAUACAAGAAUUAUGGCUAGAUGGAACCGACUGGGACGAACAAGUGAAACCUCUUCGCUUAGAAAAAUGGUCCCAGUUCGCAAACAAUCUGAAGGACAUUUCUCAGAUUCAAAUUCCACGAUGGGUAAACUACUCCCCCGAACACAAAGUCGAAUUACAUGGCUUUUGUGACGCCUCAGAAAAGGCAUACUGCGCUACUAUCUAUGUGCGCACGCAAAGUGGCACCACGACCACAAGCCACUUAUUAGUAGCAAAAGCAAAGGUGGCACCUUUAAAAACUAUAAGUCUCCCACGACUUGAGUUAUGUGGCGCACUACUACUUUCAAAAUUAGUAGCCAUGGUGCAAAUGCAUUUGAAUAUGACAAAAUGCAAACUCUAUAUGUGGUCCGAUUCCGAAAUUGUACUAGCCUGGUUGGAAAAACCACCACAUGCAUGGAAGACGUAUAUUUCUAACCGAACGUCUCAAAUUCUUGACCUAGUGGGAUCAGCCACUUGGCGUCACGUAGCCAGUGCUGAUAAUCCUGACGAUCUAGGUACAAGAGGGUGCAAGCCACUGCACCUUGCCACUACCACCCUCUGGUGGAAUGGCCCCCGAUGGUUGAUAGAAUCUCCUGAUUCUUGGCCACAAUCCCCCAUGCGCAACAUUAUCGCCCCAGAAGGUCGAAAAAUCGCCACCUUUCACACAUUAUUGGAUGAUGCCGACAUCCUUGAACGAUUUUCCUCGUUUCCAAAAGCGCUCAGAGUAGUCGCUUAUAUGUUCAAAUUCAUAGAACAACUCAAAAGCAAAGUUAAGGGAUCACAUAAUUUCCCAUGCGAUACGUUGACGCACCUAGACCUAGAAAAGGCAAAGGUCGCUCUUAUCACUUAUACUCAGUCGCGCCACUUCAGCUGCGAGAUGUCACUAUUAAGAGAAUCGAAGCCGAUUGACAAAAAGAGCUCACUCUUAGUACUAAAUCCAUUUCUGGAUACGAAAGGUCUGCUUCGUGCUAAUGGUCGGCUUGCUAACUCAAGCCUGACAUAUAACGAACGCCAUCCUCUAAUAAUACCAGAAAAGUCUCGACUUGCAACAUUGCUACUCAAGUAUAUACAUAUACUAAUGUUGCACGCGGAACAUCGCCUAAUGCAAUAUAUAAUCCGCCAAGAGUUUUAUAUUCCCCGACUUAAGCCUCAAAUAAAAAAGUGCAUUUUCAUGUGCAAGAUCUGCACUAUGCAUAAACAGAAGACGAGGACGCAGAUUACGGCAGCACUUCCACCGGAACGCUGCAACUUCGCUCUGCCUUUCACUAUCACAGGUGUUGAUUUUGCUGGGCCUUUUCAGAUAAAGGCAUCCAUGCUAAGGUCUCCUACCCCAAUGAAAGGCUACGUGGCUGUCUUUGUCUGUUUCACGACAAAAGCAGUGCACCUCGAGCUAUGUACUAAUCUGACAAAAGAGGCUUUUCUCGCGGCAUUUGCUCGUUUCGUCGGACGACGCGGUUUUCCGUCCAAACUUAAGAGCGACAAUGGAAAAACCUUUAUCGGAGCUCAAAGAGCCACAGAAAAACAGUUUGUGGACUUUAUUAAACAAGUCUCCCCUGAGAUUGUACAAAAGUACGCCCCCCAAGGCAUUAAUUGGCAAUUCAUCCCCCCAAGAGCUCCUCAUAUGGGUGGUUUAUGGGAAUCAGCUGUAAAAAGCUUCAAAUCCCACUUAAAAAAAGUAGCUGGAAACUACAAAUUUAAUUACGAAGAAUUUACAACACUAUUAAUCCGCAUUGAAGCCGUUCUCAAUUCACGGCCACUAACAACACUCUCGCAAGAUCCCUCAGAUCUCACAGCCCAGGGCACCAGGGCACUUUCUCAAAGGAGCACCCAUUCUGGCCACACCUGAGCCAGGCGUGGAGUCGCUAUCCUUAUUAAAUCCAUGGGAAAGAAUUAAAAUUCUCCAUCAUAAUUUCAGUCGCAGAUGGAAAGAAGACUAUUUAAAGGACCUCCACAAGAGGUAUCG
Messenger RNA from Bactrocera dorsalis (oriental fruit fly), 9291 nucleotides. RefSeq lists its product as uncharacterized. Gene Ontology annotation, biological process: DNA integration. Gene Ontology annotation, molecular function: nucleic acid binding. The transcript is spliced from 5 exons. Lineage: Eukaryota; Metazoa; Arthropoda; Insecta; Diptera; Tephritidae. Bases 6142 to 9174 code for a protein of 1010 amino acids. The record is from RefSeq and is a predicted model, not a curated record.